CUCUAUAAAAAGUUGAACUGUUUACCUUCCGCUGCAGGCGGAAGUGUUAGCACGCUACCAAACUGGAUAAAAUGCAAAAUGUAUUCUCACGGUUCCGAAAGUUUAAUUAAACAAGCAAGAGAGAUUCAGGAGUCUGAGUUGCAAAAGUUUUAUAACAGAUUAAUCAAGUUGCUGCAAGGAAAAGAAUAUGGGCACGAGACUGUGGACUCCUUGCAAAGGCUGCACCUAAUUCUCUCUGCCACCAAGUACACAAGGACGUUGCCACUCGAGCUUCAAAAGAGGCUUCUACCGCUCCUCUUUUCACCUGUGGAGCAGCUUCAGGUGCUGAGCUCAGCUGUGCUCAGAGAGGCACUGCCUUUCACUGGUCAGGCAGACAUCUACAAGCAGGACAGCAAUGGUCAGCUGAAUAGCCAUGCAGCAGCACUGCUGCUCUCUCAGGCUGAAUCCCGAGAUGAUUUGUCAGCUCUUUGCGCUCAGCUCCUCCGCAGUCUGGAAAACCGACCCUCAGAGGGGCCGAAUUACUCAUUCACACAUACCCUGCCAAUUGUCAACAUCAUCCUUACACACAGCCCUGAGAGUCUUACAGAAGAUAACAUAACCCUUCUAAGUAAAAAGCUUGUUGAUUGGCUGCGGUAUGCAAGCACUACGCAAGGAGGUGGGGCUUCUUCAGGAGGAUUCUUCACUGGAUCCAGGUCACGUCAGCCGCUGCCAAUAGCGGAGCUGGAUGGGACGGUGUCAGGAGAUUUCUUCACAGUGCUGUGUGUAGGUCAAGUUUUUACUGAAGACCAGUGGAUGAAUGUUUACUCCUUUUCCAUGCUACGACAUUGGCUCCUCACCUUCCACUCUGUGUCUGGUGGCACCAUAACAGACGCUGCAAACAAGUUACAGCUUAGUCUUUCCCUCUCUCACUCAUUUUCAAAUGACGAUAGGUCGGAGAUUGACGGGUCUGUGGUUUCCAUGGUUUCUGCCACAUCCUCCUCCAGCCGCCUGCUUCCACCGAAGGAACGCCUAAGAGAAAAGGCCUUCCAGUACUGCCAGCGCCUCAUUGAACAGAGUGAUCGCAAGGCCCAGAAGAGGACAGAUAUGGAUCUACAAAAAGCUUGUCUUGUGGAAGCGGUGUCUAUCUUGGACUGUGUGUGCGUAGAGGAUGCGUCCUUUGUCUACCGGGUGUUCCCGUGUAUUAAGGCGCUUUUUGGUCGUCUCAGCUCAGACUUGACAUUCACCAGAGUCCUACUGCCCGUGGCACAGUUCUAUCUCAAUCAUGGUGAAAUGGCUGCUGUAGACUGUGACUAUGUAUGGAACCUAGUGCUUGGUCGGUACCCAGCCGAGCUCUUUAAUGACCCUUUUUUAGCCCACGAGCUUCUGCGCUUUUUGCGACUAAACCUCGAGAAUGUGCAACUCCAAGUUCCCCAGUACACACGCAACUUUCCAAAUAUUCUUAAGUUCUUAGCGUGGGACAGCCCUGCGGUAGUGGAUGAUUUUGUUGAUCUGUUGCCCUCUAUGGUGACACCGGCUAGUGCGCUGGAGCUUCUGCAUACUUUGUUGGACCUCCCCUGUCUCUCUGCUACCCUGCUCUUGCAACUCAGGUCUAUGUUCCUUCCCAUUUCUGAUUCGGGAGGUCGCAACCUGGCAUUAAUGGACGCAUUCCGAAAUCCGUCUUACAGAGGCCUAUUUCUUUUCCUUCUUCGAAGUGAAGCAGGCUCAGGUGACACGAUUGACCGACUGAGCACACUCCUCGAGCUGUUAUCCGAGGCUGCAGAUUGGCCGAGAGUUGUUCAGUGUGCCCAGAUCGUCCCUAUUCUGCUCCACAUUUUCUUCAACACAGUCGUCAAAGUGGCUGACAAGAAGCUUUUAGGCCAAGUGAUUCUGGUACUCCUGGAGAGAAGUAGCCUCCUCCUUAACAUUCCUAAGUACAUCACAGAGAUACACAGGGUGUUCAGCCUACAGCUUACGAGCUUGUGCAAACUUCACCCCUCUUUGGUUAUGGACCAAUCCCACGAGCUGCUGGAGUUUGCUGGAGCCACGUCCAAUGUUUACAGCAAACAAGAAAUUUACACACAUGUGGUUUUGGUGCUUGGCGAGUACCUUUCUGUGUCAUAUGACGCUCGUUGCUCCGUGAAGCUCAUCACUUCCUGUUUUGAGACUUUAGAAGCAGUGUUGUUUGAGAUCACAUCAUCUGCCCCGCCUCCUGGAGCCAGCUGCCCCGCCCCUCGCGUCAUCACCACUCUGAUAAGCGCCCUUGCUAAGCUGGCAUCACGAUCACAUGACCUAAUACCCAGGGUGUCCCUGUUCCUUUCUAAACUGAGGAAAGUAUCUAGUGGUGGAUCUGUUUCAUGGUGCGAGGACGAAGAGGACCUUGCUUCCAUAGUAACUCUUGGGGAGGAGUUGUGCGCUCUCCUGAAGACUCCUGGUGUUGCACAAAGCGUCCUGAACCCACCACCGCACGUCACUACACCGCAGUGGCACCAAGACGCCAACGUGGCCAUGCCGCUCCAACUGCGAGCGCUCACAACACUCAUGCAGGGGCACACGUCACGUUCUCAGCAAACGCCUACUUCUCCGUCACCCUAUACAAGCAUGUAAACCAACAUCAGUGUCCAAGCUGUAUACCUGCUUCUGUUUAGAGUUGAGGGUGAGCUGAAAUCUUUCACAACUGACUUUUCGCUGAAUGGUCCUUGAGAUUUGAACUUGGGAGCCUUUGAGUAAUCCAUGAACAAAAUUAUCCACCUUUAUACUGCAGCACUUUUUGUAAAUACAUGCCUAAUCAUGAGAGGAAAAAAGAUGAAAAACACAUCUGUUUACAGUAAUAUAUUAUCUUUUUUCCUUUGCUGCCGUUGACAGCGAUAGACGUCCAAGUCAUCUGAAGUGGGACAGGUGGCAGUGAGUGAACAAAUGUUAAUUUGCUGCCACCCGCCCCCUACAAAUGGAUUGGACGUCUGCUAAUGAUGAACUCAUUUCAAUUCACGGGAGAAGGAUGAAUGGAAAUCUAUCAUUGUCAAUAGCACUGAAAGAGUUAAUGCAACUUAAUUUCAUUUUACAAAUCAUUUUGAUUUAUAGAAAAAUGUGGGGGAAAAAAUAUCUCCAGAGCCUCCAGAUUUGCCGGUCAGAGGUGUUUGCAAAACAUUUGGGGAAGUUUUUGAAGUAUAGGGAUUUAUUAGUAAAAAGUGCAUAAAGUUUUGACAAAAAUAUGGCAACAAAAAAAAAUAACAGUUGCAAGUGACAUUUUACCUCAUCUGUAAAGGACUCGAGCGUCAUCAAAUCAAAGAACCUUCACUUCAAAUGAGCAUUGAUAUUGUUCAUACAAAUUUGAACUGAACUGAAUGAUGAGACUACUGCUGCAUAGUAGUGCUGUACAGUACAGUAUGUGUAGCCAAAAUGAUAUAAAACUUCCUAUUUUAUUUUGUCAUUAUCGCCAUAAUUAGACCUGUUCCUGCAAUGCACAUUUUGGCCAGCAGAUGGCGCCCAACUUUGCUGACUUGCUGAAGUUUGGAUUCCAUAUGCCAGGGGUCCCAAAAUUAUUCCAUAUCGGGUCGCAGUGGAUGCUGGAUUUCUUUUCAACAAAAAGGGAUCUUUCCACCAAUCUGGUGUCUAACAAGUGUAAUCAGUUGAUUGUAGUCAGGUGCUGCUUGUUUUAGCAGAAACCUCAUUGGUUAAACGGUAUGUGCUCAAUUGGAACAAAAACCAGGACCCACAGCGGCCCUUAAGUUUGGACACUAUAGAUGUGACCGAAAAUUCUGCACCAAAAAUAGCUAAAAUUGCAUUCUCAGUUUUAUAUUACCACCGAAAAGUGUGAAAAACCGUACUCCUCUUGUGAUGUGAUUCAUUGGAAAAUAAUGAAAUUUUAAAAAUUAAAAAGUUGAAUUGUAUAGGCCUACAUGAGUAUUAUUCGUUUAUUCGGCCAAGUGUUUCCGAUAUUCAGUUUUGGCCAAGAAUUUUGCUUUCAUUACAUCUCUUGGACACCCCUGCCGUAUGCCAUAUUAGCACCAGCAAUCAGACACCAGAUAUGCCUAUCGCCACGCAAUAGCAAAUUGGCUUCCCCUGUUGACCGUACAUGAGUAAUGCAUGCAAGACAAAAGUAGUAGCACAUUAAUCAACACAGACAACACAAUUCGUUCCAAUUUUAUAAGUAAUUUAUUAUUGCUAUUAUUCUAACUUAAUACACAGCUGUCUUAAAAUUCAAAACCACACAUAAGUAUUAGUAAAUAAUGAGCUAUCUUUACAUUUGAGCAAAAGUAUGUGUGCUACUGUGCUGCUCAUGCUCACACCGGAUAGUUUUAGGUUUCAUCAUUACUUGAUGCAUUUAACAUUUGUUGCAGGUCAAUUUAAUGGCAAGUCAAAAGUGUGAAAAGCUAUCAUAAUUGAUAGUUUUUCACCAAAUGUAUUAUAUCAAGGCAUGUCAUUAUUGUGAUAAAAAAUGGAUUUUAUUCAAUAUCACACGGCACCACGGCACCAGCUUGUGAACUUGAAGUACUUUCAUUUUUCAUUAACAAAAGUGAAAAAGUGAAAUUUGAUGCAUUGGAACAGAGGGAAAAAAAUGAAAAACAUUCUAAUUAGGCUUGAUUUCCUGCCUUAAAACUGCCUGAAUGUACAGUGUAACAUAACCUUGGGUAUUCCACCUAGUGCAAAUGAUGCAAGCUAAAACCCAGGAGAGUAAAAUAUUCUUUUGCUGUUAAUAUUCAUCUCAGAGUUCUCAUUUAACCAAAUAUUGGUCAUCUAAACGUUGUUGCAAAUCAAUGUUGUACCUAUAAGGUAAUGAAAAUAAAAGACUUCUACUAUGA
Corythoichthys intestinalis (scribbled pipefish) is the source of this 4778-nucleotide messenger RNA. RefSeq names its product adaptor related protein complex 5 subunit zeta 1 (gene ap5z1). NCBI's taxonomy places the organism in Eukaryota, Metazoa, Chordata, Actinopteri, Syngnathiformes, Syngnathidae. Gene Ontology annotation, cellular component: AP-5 adaptor complex. Bases 79 to 2583 code for a protein of 834 amino acids. The transcript has 18 exons. The record is from RefSeq and is a predicted model, not a curated record.